AUGGCGGACACAGCAGCAGCCCCCGCAACGACAGCGCCACCAGCCUCUGAGCCGCAGGAAUCGCGACCUGGGGCACAGUCGCCGCAACAACCCUUCGAAGCCGAGAACACAGUCGAGGCCGACACAGAUGACGGCGCGUCAUCACGGGCGGACGAGACGUGGGACGAGGGCUUCGACUCGGCAAGCUCUCAUUCGGCAUCGACGUCGAUGUCGGCCAGCGUGCGCGAUUAUGUCUUCGAGAACACGCGGCGGUAUCACAAGUACAUGGAAGGGCGGUACCUCCUUCCGAACGAUGAGCCCGAGCAGGACCGUGAGGACAUGAAGCAUGCGAUGUGUGUCAAUGUGAUGGAUGGCAAGCUACACAGCGCGCCGUUGGAGAAUCCGCAGAAGAUUGUUGAUAUUGGCACGGGGACGGGGAUCUGGGCGAUCGACAUCGGCGACGAAUACCCGGAAGCAGACGUGCUUGGCAUCGAUCUGUCCCCGAUCCAACCAGAUUGGGUUCCCCCCAAUGUUCGCUUCAUGAUCGAUGACGCCGAGGCAGACUGGGUUUGGCCCGAGAACUCACUCGAUUUUGUGCACGCGCGGCACAUGUGCAUGGCUAUCAAGAACUGGCCUGGACUCCUCUCAGAAGCCUACAAGUCUCUAAAGCCUGGCGGCUGGGUCGAGCUGCAAGAACUUCGCUUUCAUCUUCAAUGUGACGACGGGACGAUGCCAGGACCUGAGCAGUACGGUUACGGCAAAUUUGUGGACCUCUGCAUGUCCGGGUUCCGAAGCUUCGGUAUCGAUCCGUUGAUGAUGGAGCGCAACCCUGAACUGUUGAGAAACUGCGGAUUCCAAAAUGUGACCGAAAAGGUGUGGAAGGUGCCUAUUGGAGUGUGGCCGAGGGACCAGAAGCUGAAGACUAUCGGGCUGUACAACCGCAGCAUGCUCAUUGAUGCAUUGCAAGCCGUCAGUAUGGCGCCCUUGACCAGAGGUCUGAAGUGGAGCGCGAGCGAGGUUGAGAUUUUCUUGAUUGACGUGAGGAAAAGCUUGAUGAAUACGUCGAUACACUCGUAUUUGACGUUUCAUGUUGUGUAUGGGCAGAAACCAGGAGGCCAGUUGUAG
Colletotrichum chrysophilum is the source of this 1104-nucleotide messenger RNA. RefSeq lists its product as uncharacterized. NCBI's taxonomy places the organism in Eukaryota, Fungi, Ascomycota, Sordariomycetes, Glomerellales, Glomerellaceae. The transcript is spliced from 2 exons. The coding region runs from base 1 to 1104 and encodes 367 amino acids. The record is from RefSeq and is a predicted model, not a curated record. Gene Ontology annotation, molecular function: methyltransferase activity.